AUGGCGUUACACCCGCGAAGAGUUCGCUUGAAGCCGUGGCUGGUAGCCCAGGUCGAUAGUGGUAUGUAUCCCGGCCUUAUCUGGCUAAACCGAGAAGCGAAGCGGUUUCAAAUCCCCUGGAAGCAUGCAACUCGGCACAGCCCGCAGCACGAGGAGGAGAACACCAUCUUCAAGGCAUGGGCUGUGGAAACGGGAAAGUACCAGGAAGGAGUCGAUGAGCCAGACCCUGCAAAGUGGAAAGCCCAGCUCCGAUGUGCUCUUAACAAAAGCCGGGAAUUUAAUCUGAUGUAUGAUGGCACCAAGGAGGUGCCCAUGAAUCCUAUUAAAAUUUAUGAAGUGUGCGAUAUCCCGCAGUCCCAGGGAUCAAUCAUUAAUCCAGGUUCCACUGGCUCAGUUCCGUGGGAUGAAAAGGAUAAUGAUCUCGAUGAUGAAGAAGAGGAAGAAUUGAAUCAAUCUCAGCAUGUCCCUAUUCAAGAGACAUUUCCAUUUCUUAAUAUCAAUGAUUCUCCAAUGGCUCCAGCCAGUGCAGAAAACUGCAGCCCUGAAGCUGUGUGGCCAAAGAAUGAACCUCUAGAUAUGGAAAUGCCCCCAACUGCGCUGCAGCAUGACUUCUUCAGCAGCCCUGAGCUCUGGAUCAGCUCUCUGCCAAUGACAGACCUAGAAAUCAAGUUUGAGUAUCGAGGAAAGGAGACUGGACCGACGACGACUGUAAGCAAUCCUCAGGGAUGCAGACUUUUCUACGGAGAGCUGGGUCCUAUGCCAGACCAGGAAGAGCUCUUUGGGCCCAUUAGUUUGGAGCAAGUAAAGUUUCCAGGAACAGAGCAAAUCACCAAUGAAAGGCAGAAGAUCUUCACAAGUCGGCUGCUGGAUGUUAUGGACAGGGGACUGAUCCUGGAGGUCAGCGGCCAUGCCAUCUAUGCUGUCCGGCUCUGCCAGUGCAAAGUCUACUGGUCUGGUCCCUGUGCUCCUUCCUCCACCACACCAAAUUUGAUCGAGAGGCAAAAGAAAGUCAAACUCUUCUGCCUGGAAACAUUCCUAAGCGAGCUGAUUGCCCAUCAGAAAGGACAAAUUGAGAAGCAGCCACCGUAUGAGAUCUACUUCUGUUUUGGAGAAGAAUGGCCUGAUGGAAAACCCAGGGAGAGGAAGCUGAUUGUGGUUCAGGUCAUUCCAGUUGUGGCCCGGAUGAUCUACGAAAUGUUUUCCGGUGACUUCACGCGCUCCUUUGACAGUGGCAGCGUGCGGCUCCAGAUCUCUACGCCCGACAUCAAGGAUAACAUUGUGGCUCACCUGAAGCAGCUGUACCGGCUGCUGCAGAACCACCAGGAAGGGUGGCCGAUGCAGACCCCUGCCAUGCACAUGGCGCAGCCGCUCCCGGCGCAGUGACAGAUGCUUUGCUUUGCC
This is a messenger RNA of Haliaeetus leucocephalus (bald eagle), 1401 nucleotides long. It is a transcript of the gene IRF6, whose product is annotated as interferon regulatory factor 6. Bases 1 to 1383 code for a protein of 460 amino acids. Gene Ontology annotation, biological process: regulation of transcription by RNA polymerase II; immune system process. Gene Ontology annotation, molecular function: RNA polymerase II cis-regulatory region sequence-specific DNA binding; protein binding; DNA-binding transcription factor activity, RNA polymerase II-specific. Lineage: Eukaryota; Metazoa; Chordata; Aves; Accipitriformes; Accipitridae. The transcript has 7 exons. The record is from RefSeq and is a predicted model, not a curated record. Gene Ontology annotation, cellular component: nucleus.